Molecule: messenger RNA, 1203 nt
Organism: Trichomycterus rosablanca
Lineage: Eukaryota; Metazoa; Chordata; Actinopteri; Siluriformes; Trichomycteridae
Gene: klf5b
Product: Kruppel like factor 5b
Exons: 3
Coding region: 1-1035 (344 amino acids)
Biological process (GO): regulation of transcription by RNA polymerase II
Molecular function (GO): DNA-binding transcription factor activity, RNA polymerase II-specific; RNA polymerase II cis-regulatory region sequence-specific DNA binding
Source: RefSeq, a predicted model, not a curated record
AUGGACAAAUACUUGUCACCUCAGUUCCAGACAUUGCCAGAGCAUAAGAAGUUUAAUCAGAAUGGAUUGCUGACGAUGGACCAGGGCUCACCUUACAGCAUCAACAUGAACGUCUUCCUGCCCAGCGUCCCCUACAUGCACACUGGUCCUUGCCGGCUGACAAGGUCUACAGUGGCACCCCAAAUUAAGCCAGAACCCAUGCACACACUUGGAUACCCAAGCUGCCAGAGCACAGUUACAGCAGCUCUGCAACCAUCAAAUGAAUACGCACAUCACUUUAACCCAGCCAACGGAACAGCUCAUAUUAUUAAACAAGAGACACUUGACUUUCAAGACAUUCCUUUAAUCCAACUUUUGAAUUCAGACAUCGAUUCUGUAGCCCCGGGUCCCCACUCAUUCAGCCAGCCACAAAAUAAUCUUUGCUUAUCCAUGCCAUCAUUCAACAACGUACAUUCAUCCACUCCACAGAUUUCAGGGAGAGUGAUGUGUGGCAUGAACAGUAGUGGAUCUUCUUCCGCCGGUCACUACGUUCAACCUCAUCAUCAGUCGAAUGCAAUAUACCUUCCCCCCUCCCCUCCCAAUUCUGAACCCAGCAGCCCUGAUAGGAGGAAAGCACUACUUCAAAAGCUGUCUCCCCCUCCUUCCUACACUGCCAGUAUGGCAUCUAAACUUGCAGGGCCGGCUUUAGGCCCUGGAGCGUCCGUGCCAGUUCAGAUGCAAGCCGUGCCUGCCAGGCAUAACCGCAGGAGCAAUCCUGAUCUAGAGAAGCGGAGGAUACAUCACUGCACUGUCCCAGGUUGUAAGAAGGUCUACACCAAGUCCUCCCACCUGAAGGCACACAUCCGCACUCACACAGGUGAGAAGCCGUACCAAUGCAACUGGGAGGGCUGUGAUUGGCGCUUUGCCCGUUCCGAUGAGUUAACCCGCCACUACAGAAAGCACACAGGUGUGAAACCCUUCCACUGCUUAGUCUGUAGCCGUAGCUUUUCACGAUCUGAUCACCUGGCCCUGCACAUGAGGAGACACCAGAGCUAGAAGCCCACAGCCACACUGCAUAUCCUGACUUCCUGUGUAGAACUUUGGUGUGGUAGGAUUGCUUUUGUUUUGGCAGCUAAUGAUGUGCAUACGUAGCAACUGUGUUUGCACUAGACCUGUUGCCCAUGUGGUACAGCUAAAAAAUAAGAUUUUUUAAUCAGGUAUUAU